UCCGCAAGAGAAGUUGGGGAUUGAACUGAAAACCGCUUAAGGCACAUCAUGAAGGCUCUGGUACUCACGAUCGCUCUUCUCGUGACUCUGGCCGGGGUCUGGGCACAGUGUCCUAGCCCCAGUGACCUCAAAACCGAGAACGGGACCAAGAUCUGCGCCCGCAUGUACGAGAACGACCACUACUACUACGACCAGUGCUGUGGGGGGAACUACCUGGACACUUUCUCCGGGGACGACAUGCCUUUAAUUCCAAAGGGCUGGAACGACCGGAUCUCCUCGCUGGUGGUGGGCUCCCGAUGUGACCUCACCGUUUGGUCGAGGAGCAAGAAAGAGGGCACCAAGCGCAAGUUCUCCUCUGGCAUUCAGUACCGCCUCAAAGAUGUGGCCAAAGGGCUUUUCGGAAACUGGGACAACUCCAUCUCGUCCUACUACUGCAAGUGUGCGUGAUCGGGACGGACGGGUGUGGAAGGACGGCCGGGGACUGAGGAGCUGACGCUUUGCGGGCUUCGCAAGACCAGCAGCUACCCGGCGUCACGGUGACAAGUCGCGUCCACCGCAGACUGCAUUUCAAAAAUGAGAUCAUUAAAGCAAAAUUGAAUACAAA
Polypterus senegalus (gray bichir) is the source of this 604-nucleotide messenger RNA. RefSeq names its product syncollin-like. The transcript has a single exon. Bases 49 to 447 code for a protein of 132 amino acids. Gene Ontology annotation, biological process: exocytosis. Lineage: Eukaryota; Metazoa; Chordata; Cladistia; Polypteriformes; Polypteridae. Gene Ontology annotation, cellular component: secretory granule membrane. The record is from RefSeq and is a predicted model, not a curated record.